AUGAAAUCCCAUCCCAGGUUUCAGCUUGGAAUCUUUGUGUUUCCUUCUUGGUUUUCUAGAGAAAAAGGGAAAAGGAAUAGCAGUUGUAAACACACAUCUUCCCGUUUAUCCAGCUUAUUCAGACAAUCAGGUUUCACAACUGAACGCUUGAAUGGUGGGUGUCCUCAAAUGCAGCAGCUUCAGCAAUGCAGGGGCAUACGAGUGAAAGUCUUCAAUGGGAACUUGGAAGGGGCGUUAGCGGUGAUGCAGCGCAAGAUGCAAUCAAGUGGAAUCGAAAGGAUGAUAAAGCAAGAACAGAGAUUCCAUAUGAAAAACUCUGAGAAGCGAGUUUUAGCCCGAAAGAACUUGGAGCGGAAGAUUCGAUCUGAGGACCUAGCUAAGAAACUUAAGGCCAUUAUGAUAAAAAAAAUCAGGGGUUUAUGAGAAUGUUGCACUGCUUUUCCCCAAAAAAUGGUUGGUGUAAGUUGCAGUUAUUUUGCAAGGUGGCUAUUGCAGUUGGCCCGCUGUUUGAAUUCAAAUAGUGUAUUAGGUUCAUAUGUAUUUUGGUAACUGUGAUUUUGGGUACCAGAUUCAUUGUUUAAAUCUAAUAAGCCAUAUAGAAAGUAAACAUUUUAUGCUGAGUGUGACAAUGGUCAUUUUGUGUGGUCAAGUCAAGAAUCUGGGUGAACAUAUAUACUGAAUUUUCGUAGUUGU
This is a messenger RNA of Abrus precatorius (Indian licorice), 693 nucleotides long. RefSeq lists its product as uncharacterized. The transcript has 3 exons. Gene Ontology annotation, cellular component: ribosome. Bases 1 to 423 code for a protein of 140 amino acids. Gene Ontology annotation, biological process: translation. NCBI's taxonomy places the organism in Eukaryota, Viridiplantae, Streptophyta, Magnoliopsida, Fabales, Fabaceae. The record is from RefSeq and is a predicted model, not a curated record. Gene Ontology annotation, molecular function: structural constituent of ribosome.